AUGUCGAUCUCUUCGUCCCCCUUUCCCAAGGCGAUUCUAUACACCUAUGAGCGCUCGCUCUGGUCCACCGUCCCACGGCUGGCUCUGAUCGAGAAGGGGUACUCCAAAGAUGACCUCGAGAUGCGCGAAGUGGACCUGGCCGCGGGCGAGAACUUCAGCCCGGCAAUUUUGCGCGUCAACUCAAAGGGAACCCUCCCCGUCCUUGUCGUCCCUCUGGCAGAGACGACGGGGACAGAGGUCGACACAAAGUUCAGAGCACUGACCGAGUCGAAGGCCAUUGUCGAGUUCCUCGACUCGUCUCGCUCGCAACAGCUGCUGGACAUCAAGGGCGAGGAGAACAGCAAGCCUGCGCCCGUCCUCCAGCCUGCCACCAUCGAGGGAAAGGCGCUCUGCGACUCCCUCAUCGACCUCGUUCACUCUACUAUUACGCCCUUUUUGCUGCUUACGGCCAGAUCCGAGCAGGAGCUCGAUGCGCAGCGCAAGGGGCGGCAGGGCGAAUUCUGCAGGAAUCGCCAUGAUGCGCUCCUCAAGUUCAAGGCUGAGGCGCAGGCGUCGAUGGGAGGCGAAAACCCACGCACUGCGGCCAUGAACGAGAAUCUGAUCAAGUGGUACGACGAAAAGUACCAAAAAAUGAAGCACAUCUUCGACGCCUACCUCACCCCCACACCUGACGGCGUCUCGGCCUUUCUCGCCGACUCUGUGGCCCAGUGGACCCAGGUGAUUACUAUCCUCGGCAAAAUCGAAACCACCAUCGCUGGCCCAUACGCGCUCGGCGACCAGAUCUCGCUGGCCGACUUGCACCUGACCGUCUGGCUCGCCAGAGUCUUCACUUCGGCCAUGCGCUUCGAGCCCGACAGCAGCCAAGACCAAAUUGCCGCGCUGGAGAAGUGCGUCAGACACCCGUUCCUUGCUGCUGUCGUCACGGAUCCCUCAAGGUCGAUUGUCGGUCCAAAGACUCGCCAAUAUUGGGAGACCCUCAAGAGCCGACCGGCAUUUGCCGAGGUGUACGCCAAUGGACUUCACUGAUUGCCCCACUUUGGAAGAAAGAAAAACACUGCCUACACAACAUAAGCGGGAAUGCAUCGUAUCAAUCGCUCAAUGAUACAAGCCUGCCUUUGAUGUCGAGAAUGUGUUUAAAGAAGGAAAGAGGAGGGAGAAAGAGAAAGAAACAUUACAGAAGACUGAAUGGUUGGCUGCCCAAGAGAGAGAAAAUGAAAGGCGAAUAAAGAAGGGAGAGGUUCAAC
Molecule: messenger RNA, 1244 nt
Organism: Acaromyces ingoldii
Lineage: Eukaryota; Fungi; Basidiomycota; Exobasidiomycetes; Exobasidiales; Cryptobasidiaceae
Exons: 6
Coding region: 1-1026 (341 amino acids)
Biological process (GO): L-phenylalanine catabolic process; glutathione metabolic process
Molecular function (GO): glutathione transferase activity; maleylacetoacetate isomerase activity
Source: RefSeq, a predicted model, not a curated record